Molecule: messenger RNA, 2202 nt
Organism: Drechmeria coniospora
Lineage: Eukaryota; Fungi; Ascomycota; Sordariomycetes; Hypocreales; Ophiocordycipitaceae
Exons: 2
Coding region: 1-2202 (733 amino acids)
Biological process (GO): regulation of DNA-templated transcription
Molecular function (GO): zinc ion binding; DNA-binding transcription factor activity, RNA polymerase II-specific
Source: RefSeq, a predicted model, not a curated record
AUGGGCCGCAAACCGAAUCCCAUCAUCCUCGAGUACUUUGAGCGAGGACCAAAGUUGAAUGACAACAGCAACCGUUACCCGCACACCUGCAAGCAAUGCGGUGAGAACUUCCCCAAGGGUCGCGUCGAUGGCCUCAUGGCCCACAUCACCAAGAAGUGCCCUGCCAUCACCGACUCGGAACGCAUGCGGGCAUGCCUCGAGAUGCACGGCAUCGCCCAUGCUCGCACCGCCGCCGAGCGCCAACAGCAGGCUCGGGCCCGGGAAUCCGUCCGGCCCACCUCGCUUCCACAGGGAUGGAGUGCCCUCGAGACGCUCGCCGAGGCAUCGCGGCAGGUGGACCUAAACGAGAACAGCCGUCAGAAGAAAGGUCAGCUCGCCGCCAUGGCCGCCAACAACGAACGAUUUCAGCUUCACGAGCAGUACACUCUCGACAACCCGCCUGUGAGCUACGACAACCGAGUGCAGGUCAACGCGAGAAAGGACGGCAACAUCUCACCAACCGAUCGUUCCCCGGGAUCCGUCAAGAAUACUUUGCCCGGCACCGAGCUUUCGCCCGAAGAAAGGUUGCAGGCGCUGCUGCCAGUGAGCCAAUCGUCGCCAGACCCCUCGAACAUAUCCGUUGCCGUUGCCGCCACUGCUCGGCUCAACCCGUCCUUUUUGGACCCGCAGCUUGCCAACCACGAUUCUCCUGCUGCUGGAUCUGCUGCCUCCGCCUCUGUUCCUGCUCCUGCUCCCACUGCCUCUCCUGCUGCUCCGCCACCCGCCUCGGCAGAGACUCAGGCGUUGGCUACGACGGCCGAGGACCUUUCAACUCUGCCUCACGUCUCCCACUCCGACGCAACUCUCUCGCCUCCCUGGGGUGAGAUGACGUAUCUCGCAGCCGCAGCUCCGCCACCGAUCAUCUUUGACCAUCCUCCGACUACGGUGCCGCCGCCGUUGAACCGUGGUGGCGUCCGUAUGGACACCAGCGGCCCCAAUCUGAACGGCCGAUCACGCCAUUUCCGCUCCAAGUUCACGCCGACCCGACGUGAAGAGGUUAAGGAGGUUCGGAAGCUCGGGGCCUGUAUUCGCUGUCGUAUUCUACGGAAGCUCUGCAGCAAAGGCACGCCGUGCGAAACGUGCGAAAAGGUGCUCACGCCCAGGGUCUGGAUGGCCGGCUGCGUCCGCACCCGCUUGCACGAGCAACUCGACCUGUAUUCCGCCGGUGUUCAGGUCGUCUUGUCCCAGAACCGCAUCAACCUGCUCAAAGACCAGCUCCAGCUGACCGAUGUCGGUUCCACCGUCGAGGUGUCGCAUUUUCCAGACACCGGAUAUCAUAUCAGUCUCGCCACCCUGGCCGUGCUCCUGGAGCCCGCGGGAGAUGGAGAUGCGGCCACCCAACCAAGGGACCACCAGGUCAUCAUGAUCAACCAGGACCGGGAAGAUGUUCCUAACAAAGUCGAGACGUACAUGCGUGACGUCCUCCGCCUCUUCGUCGAGCGCGAGCCGUCGAGGUUCAUGCGCAUCACCCUCGAGACGGCCCUCCAACUGGCAUCGGAUAUGGACGAUAACCUUCUCGGCAAGGCGCUCGAGCUGUGGGGCCUCGUCGAGUGCAUCGACCGCGAGAGGCAGUGGACCAUCGUCGAGAGGCUCGCCGGCGAGGACGGAAGGUCGAGGCCGGUCAAGGAGGCCCAGGUGGAGAACAACGUGGACAUCUACAGCAUGAUCUGCAUGCAGCUCAACGCUGCCGCCGAGCGUAAAGCCAACAGCACGUCCAGGGGCCUUCUCAACCUCUUGGACCGGCUUCUGGUUGACAGCAAAACCAAGGCCGGCUUCCACACCUACCUGACGGCAAUGAUCUUCCUCAACUGCGUCGAGAAAUCCACGUGGGCCUUCAAGGCAUGGGAGCAGGACCACCUUCGCCCCGGAUGGCCGCUCGAGCGCGACCCAGGUGCCUUCACCGACCAGGGCGGCAUCAUUGCCGGCUUGCUGAAGAUGCUCCUCGGCAUCCGCAAGGCCCUUCCCCCGACCGUGCGCGCCAUGGAUGGCAAGCUUUCCACGACGGAGACUGAUGUCAUAAUUUCCACCUAUUUUCGAAAUCUGGACUUGGAAUAUGAUGCUGUGGAGGCCCGCCAAAGGGGCUCCCAAUUUUCGCCCGCAGACUCGCGCUCCCUUGAGCUCAUGUUCUGCUCACACCUUCUCCUCCCUACGCCAACUCGAUGA